AUGGCCGUUCUCUCCGCGCCUGCGCCUCCGUUGCUUCGCGUCGCUCAGACCUCGCGAUUCUCCUCGCCCGCACACUCCUUCUGCCGCCUCGUUCCUUCGUGCUCUUCUCCCCUUCAUUCUUGCCAUCUCACCUCCACGCGACCGCGUCUACCCUCCCUAGCACACUUCUCGCGCUUCCGCGCACAUCAGCGCUCCGCGCACGCAGCUAGCCCCGUCCGACCAGAGGAACCCGCCACCAUCGACGCCCGCGCUCCCCACCGCACAUGUACGCGCCGCGCGCUACAUUCCGCGCAAGCGAAUGCCGCGCGGUUACCACAACUGGAUGUAGCCGCUAUUUCCGCAAAUGUCGGCGCGCUGCGAGCAAAUGCCGUGUGGGUGCUGACUCGGGCAGGCGUGAUUAUCGGCGGGGGGCUGGCAUUGGGAGUCCCAAACGCUCUUGCCUUGGGCGGCGAGCCAUGGACUGACGCGGUUGGGGACCUGGAAACGCCCUACUCUCCUGAUGCCGCCACGUUCCUCCCGUUCGUCAUUGCAUUCGUGGUGCUGUUUUGGCUGAGCAACUACGUAGCACCCUACUUCAUAUUCAAGGACACCGUGUUUAGAGAGGAUGGGACAGAGGACGGCACUGCCAGCACUGGCAGCAACACACAGCAAGGGAAGGAGCCAUCCACCUCCACCAGUCAAGGGGAGGGAAAGGGGUUUGGCAAGAAGUGA
Closterium sp. Yama58-4 is the source of this 711-nucleotide messenger RNA. NCBI's taxonomy places the organism in Eukaryota, Viridiplantae, Streptophyta, Zygnematophyceae, Desmidiales, Closteriaceae. The record is from the annotation of a GenBank genome assembly.